This is a messenger RNA of Podarcis muralis (Common wall lizard), 1885 nucleotides long. RefSeq lists its product as uncharacterized. The record is from RefSeq and is a predicted model, not a curated record. Lineage: Eukaryota; Metazoa; Chordata; Lepidosauria; Squamata; Lacertidae.
AUGCGAAAAAGGGGGGAGUAUCAAAGGCGAGGAGGGGGCAAAAAGAACCUCAAAGAAACUCCGGCUGGGCCGGGCUCGGGGGGAGGAGGAGGAGGAGGAGGAGGAGGAGAACGGGCGGACGGGGGGAGGGCAACGGCGUCGGCGCUGCUGCUGCAGCCACUUUCCAGCACUGUGCCUCUGUCGGGAGGAGGAGCCGCUUCGCGCCGCGCCAGUUUGCGGGGAACAGCCCCGGCGGGUGUUUAUAUAGAGGCGGCGCGGGCCGGUACUCUGCCGGCGGGCGGGGGGGAGCCCCUCCUCCCUCCCCUUCGAGGCGGGGGCGACUGCGACGACGGGAGGGGGGCAGGAGGCCGGGCGCUGGAGCGUGCCAGCUCUGGCCGCGGGCCCGCCGGGAGAGACGCGCCGAAGAGCCUUGCUGGACGCCCUCCGCCGCCAGCCGUCGGCGCUCCGUCCCUGCGGAGAGAAGAGCACACCGAGAGUCCGUCAGCCACGGAGUGGGGCCGUCCCUCGGCCAGAAGACGGCGACGGAGCACAUGGACCCCCCAACCUGCCGCCCAUCCCGUCUGCUGCUGCUGCCGUCGAGAGAGGAGAGCCGGCCGAGCUCCCGAGGGGAGACCGGAGCGUCCCUGGCGGGAACCACCAACGGACCACCGAGGGUGCGCCGGGUGGCCCCCAUCCCUUGAGUGGCGGAGGAGAAGGAAACGGUCUCUAGCGAAGCGCCGCCGACCGAAGGCGAAGGAAGAGGAGCCGUUUUUCUCAGGGCCGCCGCCGGCCACAGGAGCUCCCUCCAGUCGUUGCUACAUUUCGACCCUGUCGCCCAGAAGCCAAAAGGACGCCCCAAACUUCCAUCACGGAAGGGUCUCUAUCUCAGGAGAUACGGGGAAAACCGACCAUCCUCUCCCGCAUCUCAUGGGAAGAUCUCCUGCGCAAGGGGCAGGAGGGAGAGGGAGAAGAGGCAUUGCAGGCACCUCCGGUUCAUUGCAAGAGGGGGGCUGUUUCUUGGAGGGGUGUCUUGUGCAGGAGAAACUAACGCGCUUUGCAAAAACGCCUGACUCUGGGCACUUUCUGGAUCCGCCUGGCUGGGAAGCACCUGGGAAGCCAGGCACCCAGGAAAUAAAUCACCAAACAUGAUGAUUGCCCCCACAAAUCCGAACCUUGAAUGCACAGCUGUGAGAGGCUCACUGGAGACCCUCCCCCCAUGGGGAUUUGGCACCUGGCAGAGAGGAGUGAGGUGCCCCUAAAGUGCCUGAAUCAACAAAGGUCUUCAGAUGGGGUCCCAAGUCCACACUGAUCACGGAGGGACAACAAUAGCCAGGGACGGCUUGUAUGAGUGAAAGUCCCUUCGAGAAACGGAACUGCCCUGCUACAAACGCCCCUUGCAUUUCAGCAGAGACAACCCACGCUGGCAAGAUCCACGCUGGUGGACCUUGAGCAAAAGUCAUGGAAAGGGACUCUGCAGCAUCGCGACAGAGAUGGAAUUCUGGAGAGAAAGUCAAUGCACAAUCAGAGUGGUCUACAGAUUGGUCUUUCCCCUCCCUUUAACCCCUAAAAUACAUCUCAGGGGUCCAGCUCCCUGGUAAAAGGUCCUUUCUUGGGGGUUUGUUCAGGCACAUCAUGCUUAGCCCACCGGAAUGCCACUCCCAAGAACGCUGGUCUCUGUUUUUCCCUAGCAGCCAGAAGGAAAAGCACAAGUCAGGGCAGGUAACAGAGGCUGGCCCAUCGUGCUGUUGAGGCAGCUGCCUCUGUUUCCUAGAUGCCAGCCGUUUGCCAGUUCCAGGGCCAACAUUGCUCAUUUACUUGCUGCGGUUGUAUCCCUCCAUGGAGCUCAAGGUGGCAUUUGUGGUUCUCCCUCCCCUCAUUUAAUCCCCACAGCAACAGGAACCCUGCA